This is a messenger RNA of Sarcophilus harrisii (Tasmanian devil), 3984 nucleotides long. It is a transcript of the gene GRAMD1A, whose product is annotated as GRAM domain containing 1A. Gene Ontology annotation, biological process: intracellular sterol transport. The record is from RefSeq and is a predicted model, not a curated record. Bases 1150 to 3369 code for a protein of 739 amino acids. Gene Ontology annotation, molecular function: sterol transfer activity; sterol binding. Gene Ontology annotation, cellular component: endoplasmic reticulum-plasma membrane contact site; plasma membrane; endoplasmic reticulum membrane. NCBI's taxonomy places the organism in Eukaryota, Metazoa, Chordata, Mammalia, Dasyuromorphia, Dasyuridae. The transcript has 20 exons.
UCCUUCCCCCUCUUCCUCCCACUAAACAGUAAGACCAGAAAAACUCAACAAACAAAACUCAAAUUCCCCCAGGGACCAUCCCCCCUGAUUUUUGUCUCUUUGCAUGUUAAAUUCAGCAUGUUUCUGGCAGAGGACAAAUGAUAUAUUUUAUUAUAAUUUACUUACUCUGGGAGUUUAACCAUGAAAGGAAGGAGUGAUGUGGUCUAAUAGUUAGCAGGGAUACAUGGCUCAAAUGGUUUUUUUUGAGGAUGGGGAGACAUGGGCAUGUUUGUCAGUGACAGCGAAACAGUCACAAGACAGGGAGAGACUGAAGAUUAAUGAGUGGGGUGAUAUCUGCCAGAGAUGACAGGAUGGAAUGGGAUGACUUAUGCCUGUUGAGUGGUUUGUUUUGGCAAGAAGGAGGGCCAAUCUUCAAGCGAGGCCAGAGUCGAAGGGAGAGAGAGUGGAGGAAAAUGGCUGAGUGAUGUGAGAUGAGGAGGAGGAGGGAAGAGGAAGUUUUCCAUAAAUGACCCCAUUUUUUUUUUUUUUUGUAUGAGGCAGUCUUCAGCUGGGGGCUGACUUGAGCCCCCAAGGAAGACUUGAGGAGCCUUUCCAUCCUUACAAUUUGGAAAGGCUUGGAAAAACUGCUGUGAUGAUUGGGAUAAGCAGUCAGUUAGAGUGUGUCAAGGAUUGCCCUGCGUCAGCGAGGGCCCGGUUGAGAUUAUGUAACAUGAAUUUUUGGUUCUUCUUCAGUUCUCUUCUGUUGCACGUGAGUAAGAGUGAAGGAGGCAGAUCCAUGGUUGAGGCUUGACAAGGAACACUUGACUGUAGGAGAAGUGGGUUGAGAUAGGGAAGGAAGGAAAGUGUGGACGAUGUAGGGAUGGAAGCUAGAGAAAAAAUCAAGGGGUGAUUUGUAGGUCAUGGGGAGGAUGAAGAAUGAAACUGAGAAAAAGAUAAGAAAUAACUUCAGAGUUCAUUAUAGUAGAAGUGGAAGAGUUGGACGCCACGGCAGAGUGUCUGUGUGUAGCCGUAACAGGGAUAGAAUACUUUGUCUGGGAUGAUGCAGGAAGUAGUUCAGAGCCCCCACUAGGCCCCUUUCCCCUGAUUCCCAAUGUAAGUGAUGGCUCUCGCUCUCUGGAGUCCCAGAUUUUAGAGUUUGAUGGAGGAGCCAUGGACCAGGCACCAGAUGACCAUGUUAAAUACUGCACGGCCCCCCACUCCGCCCGGAGCACCCCCAGCAGCUCCCCUUCCCUCCGGAAGCGGUUGCUGCUGCUGCCCCCGAACCGAUCCCCCCCUGCAGAGCAGGACACUGGAGCCAUGGUGGAGAAGGGGUCAGAGAAGGGCUCCGACAGCUCCUCGGAGAAAGGCGGAGGGGCAAGCAGCCCCGGAACCCAGUCGCUCAGUAGCAGAAACUUCAUCAGAAACAGCAAGAAAAUGCAGAGCUGGUACAGUAUGUUGAGUCCUACUUAUAAACAGCGGAAUGAGGACUUCAGAAAACUCUUCAGUAAACUUCCCGAGGCUGAGCGGCUCAUCGUGGAUUACUCCUGUGCCCUGCAGAGGGACAUCCUUCUCCAAGGCCGCCUCUACCUCUCUGAAAAUUGGAUCUGUUUCUACAGCAAUAUCUUCCGUUGGGAAACCACGAUCUCAAUCCAGCUGAAGGAAGUCACAUGUCUGAAGAAGGAGAAAACGGCCAAACUGAUUCCCAAUGCCAUCCAGAUCUGCACCGAGAGCGAGAAACAUUUCUUCACCUCCUUUGGAGCCCGAGACCGCUGUUUCCUGCUCAUCUUCCGCCUUUGGCAGAAUGCCCUGCUGGACAAGACUCUGUCACCCCGGGAGCUGUGGCACCUGGUGCAUCAGUGCUAUGGGUCCGAGCUUGGUCUCACCAGUGAGGACGAAGACUACGUCUGCCCUCUGCAGCAGCUGAAUGGCUUGGGGGGCCACAAGGAGGUGGGGGAUGUGAUUGCCUUGAGUGAUAUGACCCUGCCCCAUAGGUCUCCAGACCUCAGCCGCGAGCCCAGCCCCACGGCGUCCCGGAGGACCCAGCUAACGCCGUGCCCCUCCCAGGCCAGCAGCGACGGGGACAACGUGGGGGAGGAGGAUAAAGAAAGGCAGACGGACAGUCAGCCGGACGCUUCCUCCAGUCAGACGGUCACACCAGUGACCGAGCCCCCGCCCCCUGAGAUGCCCCCUGAUGGCCCGGCCCCCCUGACCCCUUUGGACCUGCUGCCCAGUGAAGAGAUGUUGACGGACACAAGUAACUCCUCCUCCUCGGCCACGGAGGAAGCUGACCUGACCUCUUUCCUCCCGGACCUCUCGGGCCGCCUGCUCAUCAACUGCGUGUUCCACAUGGGGGCCGAGCGCUUGCAGCAGAUGCUGUUCUCCGACUCCCCCUUCCUGCAGGGCUUCCUCCAGCAGCGGAAGUUCACGGAUGUGACAUUCACCCCAUGGAGUGGGGAGAGUAAAUGUCAUCAGAGCCGUGUCCUGUCCUAUACCAUCCCCAUCAGCAACCCCCUGGGCCCCAAGAGCGCGACGGUGGUGGAGACCCAGACGCUGUUCCGCCGGAGCCCUCAGGGUGGGGGCUGCGUGGUGGAUUCCGAGGUCCUCACUCAGGGCAUUCCCUAUCAAGACUAUUUCUACACAGCUCAUCGAUACUGCAUCCUGAGCCUAGCCAGGAACAAGACCCGCCUCCGCGUCUCAUCCGAGAUCCGUUACCGGAAGCAGCCCUGGAGUCUGGUAAAAUCCCUUAUCGAGAAGAACUCCUGGAGCGGCAUCGAGGAUUAUUUCCACCACUUGGAGAGAGAGCUCUCCAAAGCAGAGAAACUGUCCCUGGAAGAGGGUGGGAAGGAGGCCCGGGGGCUGCUGUCGGGCCUGAGACGGCGCAAGAGGCCUCUGAGCUGGAGGAACCACGGGGAGGCCCCCGCUCACGCUGACCCCGACACAUGUCCCCGGGGGGGCCUGCACCCUUCAGGCUCCAUCACUUCUCGACUCUCGGAGCCGGCCCUGGACCAGAGCCCCGGGUCCGGCAUCCCUGGGAUCCUGCUCAUCAUCAGCAUCGUGAUCUGUGUAAGCCUGGUCAUCCUGGUGGCCCUGAACGCCCUCCUCUUCUACCGGCUCUGGUCCCUGGAGCGCACGGCCCACACUUUUGAGGCCUGGCACAGCCUGGCUCUGGGCAAGGAGAAGUUCCCCCAGACGGCCGCCGAGUGGGCCGAGAUCUUGGCCCUGCAGAAGCAGUUCCACAGCGUGGAGGUGCACAAGUGGCGGCAGAUCCUGCGGGCCUCGGUGGAGCUGCUGGAUGAGAUGAAGUUCUCCCUGGAGAAGCUGCACCAGGGCAUCGAGAUGUCGGAACCCCCCUUUGACCCCGAGCCCCUUGGAGAGAACGCCUUCUCCUGAGACCCCCUCCCGCGCCCUCCCCACUACCCCCGAGGAAUGGACACACGGACAGCCUCAGUGGCCACUGCUGGACCAGUGCUGGACCCUUUGGAUGCCUGCUUCCUCCCGGCCCCUCCCAGCCCCUGCUGCGCCUCCUCCCCCUGUUUUGCACCUGUAACCCCAUUAUCUCCCAUCCCGGCGAGAAACUCCUCCCUAUGAACAGAACGGUCCCACGCCCGCCCCCUCGCCCCGUCGGGGAGAAUGGCCGGACCCUUGGACUGCGGAGCUGCGAUGCACUUUAGUACCUGGGAGGGUGCGCUGGGGGCAGUGGAGGAAUGGGGGCAAGAACUCCAGCCUCCAACAGCUGCCUGCCUCCCCCUCUCCCUCUCCCAGAUGAUACUUGAGUUGAUCCUGGAGCUGGUUGCAAGGGCCCUCUCUGCAGCUCCUUCCCCCCCUUUUCCCUCCGGGUAAUUUAUUUUGAAAGGGUCAAGCUGCCCCUGGAAGGGGGACAGACCUAGGGUGGGGAGUCCUAUGGACAGGGGAAGGCUGACUGUCUAGUGUUCCCCCCAGAGAUGGGGCGUAAUGUAUUAUAUUUAUUUGGGGCAAACGGAGCCCCAAUAAAGGGUCGGAAAUGUU